UUCGUUGUAAUUAUAUUGGCUGAGAGAAAGUGACGUCAUCGGACAAACGAGGAAAUGAAAACAAUGUCAAAUUUUUCUUUCGUUUUACGUGAAUAAAACAGGUUUUCACUGACCUUGUACUUUAUAGUUGUCUCGAGGCGGCUUUGUUUCACGUUUACGUAAUUUUUGUGCUUUUGAAGGGAAUUCGGAACACAUUAAAAACAACCUUUACCAAAAGAGUUUGGUUUCGCAGAAGCAUGGCAGACCCAAAUCCUCUGGUUUUAAUCGGUAUCGGGUCCAGUUUUGCCUUCUCUUGUCUGUUUUAUAGUCUUUAUAAAGAAAAGAAGGCGGAGUUAAAUAAGCUGAAGCAAAUACCCGUGUUCAGACCAGAUCAACACUUGGUUAAAGUCUUAAAUUCAGCUCCUCACAAGCGACUCAGUUAUGUUGCUGUUGAAGGUAUAAUCCAAGCGGAUGGAGAGCCUUUGGUCAGCAGGUAUGUGCCCCGGUGCUUUGGUGUAAUUCAGAAGAUCACCACAGAGGAGCACUGGAAGCACUUUAACUUUGCCACUAGGACUUGGAACUCUCGCAGGGUCAACAAGAAGGAGACCAACAACUCAGUGUCGUUCAGUCUGGUCAGCCCUGAGUCCUACCUGCCUGAUGUUUAUGUGAAGGUGCAACCCCCCCUGGAGGCCUCAGCGUCCAUCCUGGAGAGGGUUUAUUCCAAAGUGAGGCGUGCUGAGGAGGGUGUGGCAGAUUUGGUGCUGCAGACUCUGAGUGGUGAAAAACCUGAUGCAGUGGUGGAGAACGAGGAAAUGUUACGCGUGGGGAGCUCCCUGAUCGGGUUUGGAGAGGUGGUGCUGGAGGAAGGCCGGGUAGCAAAACUGCAGGCCCCUAAGAACGGUCGUCAAUACAUCCUGGUGUCCAGUGACUACAGGAGCUUCAUGCACCGACACGAGGCUUCAGCCAGCAUGUGGAAGAUGCUGACAGCUGUGACUGGGAUCACAGGAGCUGCUCUUCUAGCUGGGGCUGUGAGCAGCUUCUUUGGAAAACAGGACAGAAAGUCAAAGUAGACUAGAUUCUUUAGGUGUAAGUCCACCAAAUGUAUUUCUCAGGUUUUCUCUCCCUGCCUCAGAUUUUUACCACAAAAAUGGGAUGCGGGUUUAGGUUUAAUCUCAUAUUUUGUUUUACAUGGGGCAAUAAAACCUUUCAUUACAUUCAGAAGAAUGUACAAAAUGUUAUCACAACACUACAAAAUAAGCAUUUGCAAUGCAAAAGUCAUAAAUAAUAGAGUUUGAGGUGGAAAACGUUUCAGAAAACGAUCUUCUAUUCAAAUGAGCCAGAAAAAAAAUCAAAAAUUAAAAUGUCACUGUUUCAUUACAAAUGGAGGCAUUAGGAUAGAGGGAACAGGCUGCUGAGAUAAAUGUGAUUAAAGCUGCUUUUGUAAAAUAAGACAAGUUUAACUCAAGAAUGAACUUUUAAACAUGAAUAUGUCAAAGCCAUAUAAUGAUAAACCCAUUCUGUUAAUGAGGAUGUUUUUAAUCGGUUUGGGUUUUCUUGGUGUAAAACUGAUGAUCCAAGUUUUAUUUAUUGUAAAUCAGACCUAAUUGUACUAAAAUGUAAACCCUCAUUUAGAUUUUAAAGAGCUUUCUGCCUCUUAAAUCAUUCAAUGUUUUCUUUUGUGCCGUAGGAAUUCAGAUGGAGAGUUUUAAACGUAAAAAAUAAAAAUAAACAUACAUUAAAGCAAAA
This is a messenger RNA of Nothobranchius furzeri (turquoise killifish), 1725 nucleotides long. RefSeq names its product mitochondrial E3 ubiquitin protein ligase 3 (gene mul3). Lineage: Eukaryota; Metazoa; Chordata; Actinopteri; Cyprinodontiformes; Nothobranchiidae. The record is from RefSeq and is a predicted model, not a curated record. Gene Ontology annotation, biological process: protein ubiquitination; organelle organization. Gene Ontology annotation, molecular function: ubiquitin-protein transferase activity.